UUUCUCCCGUCCGUCUCCUCGUUGUGCGCAUGUGCACGAGCUUCCGGCACUUGGGCGCCUCUCCUCCUGCUCAGUUUUGCCGCGCUGGAGUCCGACGCCUCGUUCUGCGCAUGUCUGUUCACUUUGGUGCUAAAGGCGCCUUUGUAGAAUCAGCGCUCGCUGCGGUUCGUCUGGCGGAGUGGAAUGCGUUUGCAGGUGCGUGAAGAAGAAGAGGAGCUCGAUAUUCUGGUAGAAGCAGAUCCCUUAGCAGAGCAUUCCGUAAAUUCCAAAAAGGCCAACGUGAAAAUGGUCCGACUUCUACCAGACUCAGAGAAAAUUACAAACCGAAUUGAUCAAUUAGGUGUACCUGGCAGAAGUGUGGCUAAGAUGAUGGCCAGAGCACAAAGGUUUGGCCUUCUUGACUCUGGUGAUGGUGCUGUUUCAGACCCAGUGGAUGAAGGCAGAGAGGAGGAGGAGAAUGACGAUGAUGACGAGGAACUGGAUAUUUUGGAAGAGGAUGAUGUCUUCCCAGAGCAUAGUGUGAUGUUCAAAAAGGUUGACCUGAAAACAAUCCAAUUCAUUCCCGAGGAUGAGAGGAUUAAAAGGAGGAGCAAACGGUUUGGUGCGCCGGUCAGCAGUUUAGCAAAGAAAAUGGCCAGAGCUGUGCGAUUCGGUCUUCCUAGUUUUGAUAGCAGGCCAGGUGUGGACUCUACCCAAAACCAAAUGACGGAGAAAGGCCAGCAGGAUGUUCCUGUUCUCGGCUUUGCUCUUCUCCUUUGA
Messenger RNA from Erpetoichthys calabaricus (reedfish), 759 nucleotides. RefSeq names its product SAP domain-containing ribonucleoprotein-like. Gene Ontology annotation, biological process: poly(A)+ mRNA export from nucleus. The record is from RefSeq and is a predicted model, not a curated record. Lineage: Eukaryota; Metazoa; Chordata; Cladistia; Polypteriformes; Polypteridae. Gene Ontology annotation, cellular component: nucleus. The coding region runs from base 184 to 759 and encodes 191 amino acids. The transcript has 11 exons.